AGCAUCAAAGCGGAACACUCUCCUUUUCUCACUCAUUUAUAUUCUCUCAGUACCAGCCCCUUACAUUUCUACUUCUUCCUUCUAUUUGUAUCACAACAAAAGGACUUGGACGAGGGGCUUAUCUUAUCUUAUCCACCCCUCAUUUUCUCUCUUCCCAAACAUUAUCUUAUCUUUUCAAUGCUCUUGUUUACAUUUUUUCUUUGAAAAAGAAAAACAAAAUUCUGCUUCUCUGGAGUUAGACUGUGGGUUCGUUUUUUAUUUUCCUUCUAGCAAUCAGUAUUUGGUGGUUUGAGUGUUUAGACGGAGAUUUUCUCAUGCAAAGAGAAAGUAGUCGAUAAAUUCAAUCUGGGUCAUAGUUAUUAUCGUCCAAGAUUAAUCAAUUGAAGCUGCCAAACAAAUUCCAUAUCUUUAUAAACAAUCCCUCAAUUGUGGUGCACAAAUGGCUCCCAAGACAGGCAAGAUGAAAGCGCACAAAGCUAAGGGAGACAAGAAGAAAAAAGAAGAGAGAGUUUUGCCUACUGUAAUCGAAAUUACCGUAGAAACACCUGAAGAAUCCGAAGUCACUCUCAAGGGAAUAUCUUCUGACAAGAUCUUGGAUAUAAGAAAACUGUUAGGGGUCCACGUUGAGACAUGUCAUUUGACCAACAUCUCCCUGUCUCACGAGGUACGAGGAAAUCAACUUAAGGAAUCCGUGGACAUCGUGUCUCUUAAACCCUGUCAGCUGUCCAUCGUCCAAGAGGACUACACGGAGGACCUAGCAGUCGCGCACAUCCGACGACUCCUCGACAUUGUUGCCUGCACAACCUCCUUCGGUUCGCCGAAAUCGGCUACUCGAACCAUUCCCAAAGAAUCACCUUCUAAGGAAUCGGCUGCUGUCGACGACGCUCCAACCAAUGGGGUUGAAUCUCCCGACAACUCGAAGGCGAAAGAAAAACCGGAGGCGACUGCGGCGGCUGUGUCGAUGUGUCCUCCGCCGCGGCUUGGCCAGUUUUACGAUUUCUUCUCCUUCUCUCACCUCACUCCUCCUAUCCAAUAUAUUAGAAGAUCGAGUCGUCCAUUCCUGGAGGAUAAAACAGAAGAUGACUUUUUCCAAAUUGAUGUUCGAGUUUGUAGUGGGAAGCCGAUGACCAUAGUUGCUUCUCGGAAAGGGUUUUACCCAGCCGGAAAGCGACCGCUUCUCUGUCACUCUCUAGUCACUCUUCUGCAGCAGAUCAGCAGGGUUUUUGAUGCUGCGUACAAGGCUCUUAUGAAAGCUUUCGCUGAGCAUAAUAAAUUUGGCAACCUUCCUUACGGUUUUCGGGCAAAUACAUGGGUUGUUCCUCCCGUAGUAGCGGAUAAUCCGUCAGUUUUUCCCCCACUUCCGGUGGAAGAUGAAAAUUGGGGAGGAAAUGGAGGUGGACAAGGAAGAGAUGGUAAACAUGACAAUAGGCAAUGGGCAAAAGAGUUUGCAAUUUUGGCAGCUAUGCCUUGCAAAACAGCAGAAGAGAGGCAAAUACGAGAUAGGAAAGCUUUUCUACUUCAUAGUUUAUUUGUUGACACCUCAGUUUUAAAAGCAAUUGCGGCGAUCAAGAACAUCAUUGAAAUCAAUCAGAAUGCUUUAAAUGGCCCUUCUGCUUCAAUUUUGCAUGAAGAAAAAGUGGGAGAUUUGAUUAUUAAGGUGACAAGAGAUGUUCCUGAUGCAAGUGUGAAAUUAGAUUGUAAAAAUGAGGGGAGUCAGGUUCUAGGAAUGCCACAAGAGGAGCUGGCUCGGAGAAAUUUACUUAAAGGCAUAACUGCUGAUGAGAGUGCAACUGUUCAUGAUACUUCUACCUUAGGUGUUGUGGUUGUAAGACAUUGUGGCUAUACAGCUGUAGUAAAAGUUUCAGCUGAAGUAAAUUGGGAGGGGAAUCCCAUUCCUCAAGAAAUUGACAUCGAGGACCAGCCUGAAGGAGGGGCAAAUGCUUUAAAUGUCAAUAGCUUAAGGAUGCUAUUGCACAAGUCAUCCACGCCUGCAACAGCUCAACGAUCACAGAGUACAGAUUUUGGGAGCUUGCAUUCUGCUAGGGCUUCAGUGAGGAAAGUGUUGGAGGCUAGUUUGCAGAAGUUGCAGAAUGAACCCUCUAAUAACUCCAAGCCUAUCAGAUGGGAGCUAGGGGCAUGCUGGGUGCAACAUGUUCAAAAUCAAGCUUCAGGGAAAACCGAGUCCAAGAAAAAUGAAGAUGUUAAGCCAGAGCCUGCUGUGAAGGGUCUUGGAAAGCAGGGUGCAUUGCUGAAGGAAAUAAAAAGGAAAACAGACACCAAAGGUGGUAAAAAUGAUCUGAAUAUGGAGGUUUCUACAGGUAACAACCCUGAUAUGAAGAAGAAAUCAGAAGUCAGUAAUGAAAAGGGACUUGAGAAGCAAGAUGAGGAAAUAGAAAUGAUGUGGAAAAAACUGCUUCCUGAAGCAGCAUAUUUGAGACUAAAAGAAUCAGAAACCGGCUUUCACCUUAAGUCUCCUGAAGAGUUGAUUGAAAUGGCACAUAAGUACUAUGCUGAUACUGCUCUUCCAAAAUUGGUGGCAGAUUUUGGCUCCCUUGAACUUUCACCAGUUGAUGGAAGGACUUUGACGGAUUUUAUGCAUACAAGGGGUUUGCAAAUGUGUUCCCUGGGGCGUGUGGUUGAGCUUGCAGACAAGCUGCCUCAUGUUCAGUCACUCUGUAUACAUGAAAUGGUUGUUCGAGCCUAUAAACACGUGUUACAGGCUGUUGUGUCAUCAGUUGAAAGUAUUGAUGAUUUGGCUGCAUCAAUAGCGGCAUGUUUAAAUAUAUUGUUGGGAACACCAUCAGCUGAAAACAGUGACAUGGAUAUCACUAAUGAUGAAAAACUAAAAUGGAGAUGGGUGGAUACCUUUCUUUCAAAUAGGUUUGGGUGGCAGUGGAAAUCAGAAAGCUGUCAGGAUCUGAGAAAGUUCGCCAUUCUUCGUGGAUUAUCCCAUAAGGUGGGGCUUGAGGUUGUUCCUAGGGACUAUGACAUGGAUACUCCAUUUCCUUUUAGGAAGUCUGAUAUCAUAAGCAUGGUCCCCGUAUACAAGCAUGUUGCAUGUUCAUCAGCAGAUGGUCGAACGCUAUUGGAGUCAUCCAAGACUUCUCUGGAUAAAGGUAAAUUGGAGGAUGCAGUCAAUUAUGGCACUAAGGCACUUUCAAAACUUGUGUCGGUUUGUGGUCCUUACCAUCGGAUGACUGCAGGAGCAUACAGUCUUUUGGCUGUUGUGCUUUACCAUACUGGGGACUUUAAUCAGGCAACAAUUUAUCAGCAGAAAGCAUUGGAUAUCAAUGAAAGAGAGCUUGGUCUUGACCAUCCUGACACGAUGAAGAGUUAUGGAGACCUAGCUGUCUUCUAUUACCGCCUUCAACAUACAGAGUUAGCAUUAAAGUAUGUAAAUCGUGCAUUGUAUCUUUUGCAUUUAACAUGUGGACCAUCUCAUCCAAAUACGGCAGCCACCUAUAUUAAUGUAGCAAUGAUGGAAGAAGGGUUAGGAAAUGUUCAUGUUGCUCUUAGAUAUCUCCAUGAAGCUCUCAAGUGCAACCAAAGACUACUUGGAGCUGAUCAUAUACAGACUGCUGCCAGCUACCAUGCCAUUGCUAUUGCCCUCUCCUUGAUGGAAGCUUACUCCUUAAGUGUUCAACAUGAACAAACUACACUACAGAUAUUGCAGGCAAAACUAGGGUCUGAGGACCUACGUACACAGGAUGCGGCUGCAUGGCUUGAGUACUUUGAGUCUAAGGCUUUAGAGCAGCAAGAAGCUGCACGGAAUGGUACUCCAAAGCCUGAUGCAUCAAUCUCCAGCAAAGGCCACUUAAGUGUAUCAGAUCUUUUGGAUUAUAUAACCCCGGACGCAGAUAUGAGAGUGAGAGAUGCCCAAAAGAAAGCCCGUGCAAAGAUUAGAGGCAAACCAGGCCAAAAUUGGGAGACAACCUCAGAUGAAUAUCAGAAUGAUGAGAUUCCAUCACCAACUUAUCCUGUUACAGAGAAUUCUAGUGAUAAAGAAAACAAAUCUGAAGCUGAAUUCGUGGAAUCUGGUAAUGAAAAACCUGAUUCAGUGCAAGCAGAUAAGCCGUUGUUGGUUAAAAUUGUUGACCCAGAACAGGAUGACAUCUCAGAUGAAGGCUGGCAAGAAGCUGUUCCUAAAGGUCGUUCACCUGCAGCUCGUAAAUCUUCUGCUUCAAGGAGGCCAAGUCUAGCCAAACUGAGUACAAACUUUAUGAAUGUGUCCCAAUCCUCAAGAUACCGUGCAAAGCCUAAUAAUUUCACAUCUCCGAGAACAAGCCCCAAUGAGCCUACUGCUUCCGCUGGACCUAGUCCUCCUGCUUCCAAAAAGUUCGUAAAAAGUUCAAGCUUCAGUCCAAAGUUCAAUAACCUGAGGAGUGCAGUUAGUGGAGUGGAAAAACUGGUAAACCCAAAAUCAGCCCCAGGUAGCCCAGCUUCAACUGAUCAAGUUACCAAGCCUACUCAAGUAGCAAGUCCAAUCAGUGUGCAGGCAGCUGGAAAACUAUUCUCAUACAAAGAAGUUGCUUUGGCACCACCUGGGACAAUUGUAAAGGCAGUUGCAGAGCAGUUGCCAAAAGGAAAUCCUCUUCCAGAACAAAAUGCUCAGACAAGCCAGGAGACAGCACCAGAUGUCACACCUAUUGACGUGGCAACAGUAAUGGUUGCUAGUGAAGAAGUUCCAAAAGCAACUGGAGACAAAGAGUUUCUAGGUUCUGAGGAAGAAAUGAAAAGCACUGUUAAUGAAGAAAGAAAAAAGCAGAUAAGUGAAUCAGUGAUGACUGAAGCUUCCCUGGAAAAAGGCAGCACUGCAAUCAAAAUAGAAGCUGGGACUGUAGAAGUUAAAAGUGGUGUUGAAACCAUCAAAGAGGAAGCUGCUAACGGGUCUGCACAUUAUGAUUCUUCCAAGGAGUCAAAUACUAUUUGUUCAAAAACUGAAGCAUCGGAAAUUGGUUCUUUAGACAAAUGCCAAGUUACUUGUUCCAACCCAGAACCGUCGGAUUUUGUAACUGAAAAUACAGCUCGGUCACUAGAACAAGAGGCCUCUAUUCCCUCAGGAAAAGUGUUUGAUGAAGAUCCUCAAGAUCUGCCAGUUGAAGUUAGUGUUAAGCAGUUGCCAACUGAAGGAGAAAAGCAGGAGGAAUCAGAGAUAGGUAAAGAGACUACAAAGAAACUUUCUGCAGCUGCACCCCCAUUUAAUCCGUCAACAAUUCCAGUUUUUAGCUCCGUCACAGUUCCGAGUUUCAAGGACCAUGGAGGACUCCUGCCCCCUCCCGUGCAUAUACCUCCAAUGCUUCAAGUCAACUCUGCCCGUAGAUCACCUCAUCAAUCUGCAACAGCUAGAGUUCCAUAUGGACCCAGACUCUCUGGAGGCUAUAACAGAUCUGGAAAUCGGGUUCCACGAAACAAGUCUAGCUACCACAGCAGUGAACAUUCUGGAGAAGGGAACCAUUACAGUCCUCCGAGAAUAAUGAAUCCACAUGCAGCUGAGUUUGUACCUGGCCAACCUUGGGUGGUUCCUAAUGGCUACCCUGUCUCUCCAAAUGGAUUUUUGGCUUCUACGAAUGGUAUGCCAAUUUCGCCAAAUGGUUACCCGAUGCCUCCAAUGACACCAAAUGGUAUUGCUGUGACACAAAAUGGAUUUCUCACGUCCCCAAUAGGAUCAGUAGAAUCACCAGCUGUUAUAACUGUUGAUAUUGAAGCUGAAAACAGAAGUGGAGAAUUACUAGCGGAGCAGACUCUGGAGGUUUCCUCCACAUAUGUUGAAGGUGAAAAUCAAUCAAGUGAGCAGAAACCACCAGAAGAUCAAUCUUUAGACAAUGAAAGCAAGCUUCUUGAAAAUGAAGGAAAGCCUGCAGAUGUGGUUCCUGUGACUGGUGGUGUUACUCUGGCAAAAGAAGCUUGCAGUGAAAUACAAGUUGAUGCAAAAUUGAGCAAGUGUUGGGGAGAUUAUAGUGACGGUGAAGCUGAGGUUGUUGAGGUUACAAGUUGAAGAAAACAAAUUUUUUUUUUUGGAUACUGAAUGUUUUGUUCAAAGCCAAGGGUUUAAGCACUAGAGUUACAAGAGAAGUAAUGUUAUACAGUGAAGAGCGACUAGAGAAAGCGCAAGGAUGGGGAAGUUUAUUCUACCAAGUUUGUGACAUGUUUGACAGGAAAGGUUAAACCGAGGCAGUUUGAAUACUUUCUGAUACAGUUUGAUUUUGCUGCAUAAGGAGAGGCUUGCUGACAGAGUGGUAUGCAGAACGCAUGUGCCAUGACUAUUUUCCAUUGAGUAGUUGGUUGAUGACUAGUACUUUACCCAUUUUUUUUUUCUUAUUUUUCUGCCAUCACUUUUAUUGGAUGUCAAUGGAGACAUAUAACAAUGGAAGGUUUGUAUCUUUCUAGGUAGUUCUCCUAGGAAUGAUAAUUUCAUGUAAACUAGACAUAAUAAAGCUUCAGUUUUCUUUCCUGUAAAAUAAUGAAAUAUCAAGAUUCUGUUUCAA
Molecule: messenger RNA, 6485 nt
Organism: Gossypium raimondii (Peruvian cotton)
Lineage: Eukaryota; Viridiplantae; Streptophyta; Magnoliopsida; Malvales; Malvaceae
Product: protein REDUCED CHLOROPLAST COVERAGE 2
Exons: 23
Coding region: 440-5995 (1851 amino acids)
Biological process (GO): organelle organization
Cellular component (GO): cytoplasm
Molecular function (GO): protein binding
Source: RefSeq, a predicted model, not a curated record